This is a messenger RNA of Metarhizium acridum CQMa 102, 2178 nucleotides long. Lineage: Eukaryota; Fungi; Ascomycota; Sordariomycetes; Hypocreales; Clavicipitaceae. The record is from RefSeq and is a predicted model, not a curated record.
AUGAUGCUGGUCGGCUUAUUUUUCCCCCGCACGGCCAGAGCCCAACCAACCCCGCUUCUGACUGAGCCAGGGACGCCCAAUACACUGAACUCCCUGGUGAAUGGCGCCAAUUAUCUCGGAAUAGACGCUGAGGAGAAGCAGACACACCUGGAAAUAAUGCAAGCAUUCGACACUAUAGAGCUGGAUGAAGAAGAGCUCGUCUUGGCCAGGGAGGCGGCGAAGCAACGGGUCAACAGAACCCAAGUCCACCCUAACCUUUAUUCCCAUGAUUGGUCGGAAGCGCUUGACGCAUUUUUGGACAGAGUGAAGCAGAGACUGACACGGAAAUUGGACACAUGGGGAGCCACAUUGGACAAGGUCAAAGCAAAAGCAGUCUCUGUGGGUGCUGGCGGCGGAAUCAGGGCUGUCAGCGGAACCAUUUCCCUUGUUAUACCGAUGCACCAAGACGACUUUGAGAUGGAGAUAUACAUAGAAACCCCGACUCCAGUAACCAAAGUUCACAGAAGAAUCUGGAGGCAUAACUUGGGCUAUUCACUUCUGCAGCCUGGUACAGCAAUUGGCACAAAAGAAGAGGAGAUGUAUUUGCUACUUGCAAAUUUCAAAGUUGGUGGCAAGGACUGCGUCAAGUCGUUCCAAGCUAACAUUAAAGGGACCGUUGGCCCACCCCAGGAAGCGGGUUUGUUGCAUCCCAUCACAGCUCGGAAACCAAAGAAUAUCAACCCAAGCAGUGCCGCAAGAUCGACUGUUGCCUCCACUGGCUCAAUAGAACUCAUGUAUUUUGACGAACCAGAAUCUAUUCUGUACAGCUUGAGCAAUUACGUUCGCUGUUCUCUCGUCGGCUAUACGGUCCCAUACCUCAUCAAACGACCUAGGAAGGCCUUCCGCUCAAGCGUUGGUUGCUCACCUCCACACAUACUCUCUCUUCACAGCGCAAUACAUGAAUGGCCCACUAUGAUCGCAACCGUUCAAAGUCUGAAGCAGAGGUCUGCAUGGAAGAAACAGCUCUCCUAUGCACACUUACACAGAUGCCCUUACAUUAUGAGCUCAGAGAUAGCUACAAUGAGUUAUGUUGCCGCAAAGACUACCAUACCUGUACCACUGGUAUAUGCCUACUCCCUCAGCGACGAUAAUCUCAUAAAAUCGCCCUUUCUAAUUAUGAACUAUGUCGAGGGCAAGACUCUUCAAGAUCUACUGUUCCAAAAGGGGGCCAGAACUCCAAGGUCCCAAGUACUGAAGGUCUAUAAACAACUUGGUGAAAUGAACCUUGAGCUACGUCGCCUUGAAUUUCCUACAAUUGGAGCUUUAGGGCUGCCAGAAAAGUCUACUGAGCCCCUAAAUGCCUGCAACCCCGAUAGCAUUGCAGUUCAAAAUCGGCCUCUGACUCUAAACAUGGCUUUGCAAGCGGCUGAGGGUUAUCAGCCAGAUACGAUUAUUGAACAAGGAAAGACGUUCCACACAGCCCGCGAAUUUGUGGAUGCUCUUAUUCGUCUUUCUGAAAACCAAUUUACUAAAUCACCGGACGUGGGAUUGGACCAAAGACGUGGCCGCUCCUUGCUCUACGCCAGGGACGCCUUCCAUCGCUUUGCUUCUGAAGACUGGCUUGAAACAAAUGGUCCAUUUGUUCUUUUGCAUGGAGACAUCACUCUCCACAAUAAUAAUAUCCUUUUCGACCAGGAUUGCAAAGCCGUUGCCGUGAUCGAUUGGGAAUGGUCUUUUGUGGGACCUGUCCAAUUCCUCGUGCCACCUGUCUGGUUAACGGGGUCGGGAUUCGGGUUUAUGCUAUUAGAACUUUACUGGUUUAAACAAGAGGCAGAGCAACUACUCUGUCAGAUCAAGCACAGUGAAGCCUCAUCACAAAAUACGACCUUGCUCUCGCGUUUCUGGGAAACCUUCUCCGUUCCAUGCGGCACAGCAAUGACUGUAGCAUUGCUAAGCCCGGACCAUAUAUAUGAAGCAUUUUGGAGUGUUAUAUUUUGGGAAAUUCAGGGUGUGGAUCCAUAUGACCCUGACUUUUAUAUAAGCAACUAUUCCCGUGGCCUUAUAAUCCCACUCCUUGAGGAUUUUAUGACACCUGACAAGACCAAGCUACUUGAACGAAAACGUACGGAGCAAGACGCCUUCUGGCAGAGGGAACAAGAAUAUUUUGGACUGGAGGAGAAGACUCAGUUUCUCGGUUAG